ACGGUUACCCUACUUUUGUUAUACACAUUCACAGGGAUAGCUUAGUAAUUUGCAGUAUGGAUCACCUCGUAACACCCUUUAAAAGACCCGAAAAGCGGGAGUUAACGAUAAAGCCGUGAAAUUCUGAAAACUGAACACAGUGAAAGGAAAAGGUGAGUUUUAGUUUCAGAGAGAGAAUGUGAAGCAAAAUCGAAAAUUUUCAAUGGCGGUUAGAAGCUUUUUGUGAAAUUGGAGGUGAAAAGGGGUUUAUUUGUGGAGGAGAUAGACUUAGUGGGUUUUUGACAGAGAAAGAGAAAUGACGACAACGACGGGGUUAACUAUCCAUGACCAAAACUUAGAGAAGCAAAUUGAGAAACAUAUGGGAGGUUGUAUGGCUGGGUUUUUCAAUCUCUUUGAUCGUUCUCAUCUUCUUUCUGGGAAAAGGCUACACACGAAACGUCUUCCUUCACCUUUUCUUCAUACGGUUGGUGAUUCGGCGUCAGAAUCAGUCUCCAUUGUUGGAUCUCCUGCAGUAUCAAUGGAACUCACGGAGCCGAAGAUUCAAUCACCGUUGCCUGAAAAUGUACCGGUUACUCCUAUUACCCCGGCUAAAUCGCCAUGGAAAUUUCACCGUGAAACGCCGAGGCUAUCGCUUGAUAGUCGAGCCAUUACUGAUGCAAAUGGCGGUUUACGACCGCGAGAAAUCCGAAUCAAUACUGUAUCAACUUCUGGAACCGCCAUUGAUGAUGACAGAGAAAAUCAACGGCGGUCUCCAAGUGUUGUUGCUCGAUUAAUGGGGCUUGAACCUCUUCCGAGCUCUUCUACUGAGCCUGAGAAGAAGGUUGAGCUUCGUAGAUCAGCGUCUGAGUCAAGAUCGAGAGAUUACAGGUUUUUCGAUACUCCGAGUUUACUCUCUCCUCUUAAAACUGAAAAUAUUGGAGUAGGAGAGAGAAAAUCGGAUCAAAUAUCCACCAUUAUCAGAAACCAGAACAAUCAUGGAGUAAAAAAUAACAUUCAGAAAACGAAUAACAAUACUCGGCGAAGAUUAAUGGUGGAAAGAAAAAGCUACUACAAUGCAACAGAUUUCUUUCCACCAGAACUUCCUGUAAAGCAACAAAAUCAAACAGUAACUAUUUACGGAGAAAUCGAGAGAAGGUUAAGGAUGAGAGGAAUCGAUGAACCUUCGAAAGAUCUAGAAACAUUGAAAAAUAUUCUUGAAGCUCUCCAACUAAAAGGUCUUCUACAUUCUUCAAAUUCUCAGUACAACGGGAGAUUCUCAUACGAAGAAGAAUCUCCUGUUGUACUAAUGAAACCUACAAGGUCUCAUCCAAAUAAUGCUCGCCGGAAAAAUUUGAACAAUAUUUCCUCCGGCGAGAGUCCGAGAAGAGAAAGGUCAACCCGAAGUCCGAUAAGGUCACCCGGAAGGAACGAAAAUCGACGUUCAAGUAGUCCAGGUGUUCGACGAAAAGGUGGUCCAUUAAGCGUUGAAACACAGAGGAGAAGCAAUGAAAAGAGUGGCAGAGUAUCACAUUCGCCUGUACAAUCUCCAAAAAUGAUGACGACUAAGUGGGGCGAUCAUACGGUGAAUCGUUCACCUCGUAAUCGGCGAUCAACGGUUGAGAGUUGUCAGGGUGAAAGGAUUCUCAGUGGUCCUGCAUUUGUUGAGGAUGAAGCAUCCACUACCAUUUCUGAAAGCAGUUUCAGUACUUCAUCACAUACCGACAAUGAGAGAUGGAAGGGAGACGAUAACAGAGAUGGGAGAAACUUAUUAGAAAGAUGUGAUAGGUUAUUACACAGUAUAGCAGAAAUAACGGCCAACAACUCGGGCUCAAACUCGAACUCAAACUCCACCGAGUUACAGCAACCGAGUCCAGUAUCGGUGUUAGACUCGUCCUUCUACAAGGAAGAUGAAUCGUCACCUUCUCCAGUUAAUAAACGUACCAUUGAUUUUAAAGAUCAAGUAGUUAUGGAAUUGGAAGAUGAACUGUUGUGGAGCCCAUCAUCAAUAUUCCAAUCAUCAAAACUCGAUCAAGAUUUCGAUUCAUCAGAUGACUCAGAAUUCAGCUAUGUAUCAGAGGUAUUCAGAGCAUCAAAUUACCUUCCAGAUGAAAAUAAUUUGUUUUUAUUGUUAGAGAAACAAAGUUCAAUUAGAGGCAAUAAAAACAAGUCCAAAACUUCUAUUCUUGAAAGGAAGCUCAUCUUUGACACCAUCACCGAAAUCCUCAAUCGAAAUCGACUACUUCCGCCAUGGAAAUCAGUAUUAAUAUCAAAUUCGGCUUCUGGAAGGCCGUCGUUGGAUCAAAUUUGGUCGGAAUAUCAAAAAAUCCGGGAGCAUGGACCGAGUGUGGACCUCAUGGAGGUUAUAUGCAGGGUGUUGAAGAAGGAUUUGGCCGGGGAUUCGAUGAAUGAGUGGAGUGAAUUCCCGAUCGAGAUGUCAGAGGCUGUUCUUGAUAUCGAAAGACUGAUAUUUAAGGAUCUAAUCGGAGAAACAAUCCGAGAUCUGUCGAAUUUUGCUGGGAAAAGUAUGGGUGUUCAAGCACAUCGUAGGAAGUUAGUUUUUUAAAAAAGUGCGGGAAAUAAAAAAAGUAUAAGAAGAUUAGAAAAUAAUAGGGAAAGAACAGUUUUUGGCGCGCUUAUUCUGUUUGUUUAUCUUUCUCACCAGCAUAAAAUGGCCCUUAAACCCCACUUAAUGUGUGUUUACUAUUAUUUUAUACUUAAGUAGAGCACUAGAGUUUGUGAUUAUUAAUAGUAAAUUUUGGUUUUCUUUUUUAAUUUAAAAUUUAAGUUUUUUGUUGGCCGUGUGUUUUUAACUUAUUUAAAGAAUUGUUGGAUUUAGAUUUACGAGAAAUUUAACGAUUAUUGUUUUUUCUCUUA
Amaranthus tricolor (Joseph's coat) is the source of this 2853-nucleotide messenger RNA. RefSeq names its product protein LONGIFOLIA 2-like. The transcript is spliced from 4 exons. Lineage: Eukaryota; Viridiplantae; Streptophyta; Magnoliopsida; Caryophyllales; Amaranthaceae. The record is from RefSeq and is a predicted model, not a curated record. Gene Ontology annotation, biological process: regulation of monopolar cell growth. Bases 296 to 2542 code for a protein of 748 amino acids.